Molecule: messenger RNA, 2262 nt
Organism: Oncorhynchus kisutch (coho salmon)
Lineage: Eukaryota; Metazoa; Chordata; Actinopteri; Salmoniformes; Salmonidae
Product: double-strand-break repair protein rad21 homolog A
Exons: 10
Coding region: 719-2011 (430 amino acids)
Biological process (GO): sister chromatid cohesion; replication-born double-strand break repair via sister chromatid exchange
Cellular component (GO): cohesin complex
Molecular function (GO): protein binding; chromatin binding
Source: RefSeq, a predicted model, not a curated record
UUGGAUGUCAUAAUAAAAUAGUUUGUAUUCGUUUUAGGGUUGAGCAACUUCCAACUUUUUAGUUGGCGCUGGCAUGCUCUAGCGCUCACGCAAUUUCGGGAUAACGAAACAUGAUCUGUUCAAAUUGACAAGUUUUACUGUAGCUACUUCAGAGAUUUUUUUAUUUUAUGGUUACAAUCAAAACUGUAGCAUAAAAACGUUUAAACCUCACGCAUGUCACCCGGUUAGACUAAAACCACACGAUGUAACUAAAUUGGUAUCUAUCACUUUGCUCGAGACAGGUUGCUCCACUCUCGUGCCAUGUUGGUGCCAAAUACGCGGUAAUGUGAGUAAAUAUGGUUAAUCUCGCGCCAUUCCAUUACUUAUUUUGGACUGAAACGUGUGAGUAUCAAAUUAUUCAAUUUUAUUUGGAAAAGGGUGGUAAAAUGAUUUAGACAUUUUACAUUUUCUCCAUCUAGUUAGUAUUAGGGACACAUGUAAACGAAGGUAGCUAGCCAGGUUAGAGGUUAGCUCCAGUUUGUUGUCAACGGCGCGUUCGAUAAAUGGUUUUCAUACCAUGAGCUACAGGAACGUUAGCUAGCUAAUGCUUGUUAAACAAAUAUUUUGCAAGUGAAUUGUGCCGUAAGCCAUAUAAAAUGAACCACAUGUAUUGUAUUAUCAAAUCAAACCCGCAGCAAUAUCAACAGUGAGGACCAGAUAGACCACCAAGGCUUUGACCAUGAUGUUCUACACUCAGCUCCUCACUUCCAAGCGCGGGCCUCUGGCCAAAAUCUGGCUAGCAGCGCAUUGGGAGCGCAAAAUCACCAAAACUCAUGUGUUUGAAUGCAAUUUGGAGAGCACCAUCAAACACAUAAUCUCCCCGCAGACAAAGAUCGGCUUGCGGACUUUUGGCCACCUACUCCUGGGAGUAGUGAGGAUAUACUUCAGAAAAGCCAAAUAUCUACUUGCUGACUGCAAUGAUGCUGUUGUCAAAAUUAAAGUAGCCUUCAGACCAGGACAGACUGACAUGCCUGUUGAAGGACUGGAGGCCACACUUAAAGCCAUCACGUUGAUGGAGGAUUUCACUGACUUCGAUUCCCAGCUACCAGACACAAAUGCCAUAGAUGUUGUGGACCAUUUUUUACUGAAUCAGUGCCGAACAGAGGACAUCACCCUCAAAGAGGAUUUUGGAAAUAGCUUUCUCACAUUUGAUGACUUUGGUGAUGAGACCCAGUCUCACCAAGGGGGCAUGUUAGAUGUGAGUUUCCUGAUCCUGGCCCAGCACGGAGAUGCUUUUGUCGAUGAGGACAAAGGCAUUGACAUCUUGGACUUCAUGGCCAGUUCCAGUGAGAAUGCUUUUUUGAUGGACCUUUUCCCAGCCGAACCACAAAAUGUGAUGCCAGAGAUUGCCCCCAUGAACAUUAACCAAGAAGGUCGUCCAGACUCUCCUACAUCUGUACCCAUGGAGGAGGAUCGCCCUGUCCUGAAUGAGACAACACCUGUCCUGAAUGAGACAACUCUGUUGGUCAAUGAGGAGGAGGGCUUUGCUCUGGAGCCUGUCGCUGUGACCCAGAGGAAGAAGGGGAAGAGGAGAAGGAGACUGGUGGUGGACCAGGCCAAGGAGCUGUCCAACCAGGCCAUCAGGGAGCAGCUCACUGACUAUUCAGAUCUCACUGCCCCACUGGACAUAGCCCCACCCACCCACCAACUCAUGCAAUGGAAAGAGAGUGGAGGGGUGGACAUUCUCUUCAGUCACCUCUGUGCCCAUGUCAUUCAUCCACACCUUCAACAGCUCUAUUCCAGUGAUGUGUUUCGGGGGAAAACAGAUCGAAUGGGCAAUGAAGAUGACCGUGAAGAGAUGAGACAGGAGAGACAUGAGGUGGAAAGCGACGUGAGCGACCUGCCCAGUGAGUUCAGUGUCCUACAUGAGAGAAUGGGACACAAUGUGGAGCUCACUCCUCUGCACCACAAUGGGACUGACAACCCACCUGAGGACGUCUGGGACACAGUACAUGUAAAGAGUUCAACAUGAACACUAGAAAAAUAUAUAUAAAGUGUUUAUAUAUAUAUUCAACCAGGUUUUCCCAUUGUCUAUAACUUUUUCUGACAACAUUCCUUGUCCCAUCACGCUCUAGCGACUCCUCCUUUUGGUGGGCCCGGGCGCCUACAAGCUGAUUUCGGUCGCCAGCUGGACAGUGUUUCCUCUGACACAUUGGUGUGGCUGUCCUCCGGGUUAAGCAAACAGUGUGUCAAGAAGCAGUGCGGCUUGGCAGGGUUGUGUUC